AUGUCAUACAAUAGCAGUCAUUAUACACCGCGGUACAAUAGUAACUCAUCGCGAAAGUUGCAUGAACAAGCAAAGAAAGAGUCGACUGCGGGACAACCAUCAUUUGUCGCUUCAUCUUCCUCAAAUACAUCUUCAUCAGCGGCUAUAGGACCAACAUCACGAAUCAGAGAAAAGGGAUCAACAACAACAACAUCAUCAUCAUCAGGUUCAGGGUAUGGCCGUCGAGAUUACUAUAUUGGCGCCGGAUAUGCCAGUAGUACCGCUAGUAGUCGAUCGCGUUAUAGUGAUUCAUAUAUUCUGCUGAAACCGUCAAGUGGAAGUGGUCAACAUACAUCGAAACCUUCAAGCUCAAUACCAUCAGCGUCAACAUCGUCCAUACAUCAUGGAAGUAGCAAAGAUUAUAGAGGAAUAGGAGAUAGAUCAAGUUCAUAUUAUGGAGGAAGUAGUUCCCUCGCAAGUCGAAGAAGUGGUGCUCCACCACUUCAUAGAUAUGGUUCAAGUUCGAAAUAUUCACUGGAUGCAAUAAGUGGAGAGAAAUUUAUAUCUCGUGCGGGGCCAGUAACUAGUACAAGCGGAUCAACAGGAAGCAAAAUUGGUUCUAGUGCAAAUACAACUCCAAUAAGUUCUGGAUAUCGGGAUGAACGACGUUCAAGAGCUGGUGUAGAGGAUUUGAGCUCUAAUGUGCAUUCUGCUGGUGAAAAAGAUGCAGAGUUAACGUCAUCGAGAGUGAGUCCUCCUGCUUCAGAACCAUUUAUGUCGACAACAUCAAGAAAUCUCAAGGGCAGUUUAUCGAGGAAGUCAAGUAUUGAAAGUGUAAAGAAAAAGUCAAUAGAUAAAAGUGUUAGUGGUGGUGUAUCUGGAGCAAGUUCAUCGAUUUUGGAUAUAUCGAGACGUGACUCAGCAAGGGAUGAAAAGAGAGAACUUAAUGAUCGUGAGUUCUCGAAAAAAGUCACGCCUCCAAAUGAUUUCAUUUCAAAGAAUAAACAUUUGGAUGAGAAUAGAGAUCCACUGGCGAAGAAAAGUAAUUAUGAACCAAUAUCAUUGACUAAAAAUCACGGGAAACCUAGUUCAUUGGAGCAUAAAGAGCACGAAGAUAAUAAACAGAAGUUGAGUUCGAAGACUGAUACUGUUAGGUUUAAGAAAGAAUUUGAACAAGUUGACGACAAGACAGAUGUUACUGUUGAUGCAAAGACUAUAACUCAAAAUGUUGAUGAGAAAACAAGUACUACACACAAGGAUUCUGUUCGUAAAGAGGCAAAUAGUGACUCAGGUAAAGAUUUACAAAGAGAAAAACCAGCCUCGACCGAGUCCAAACUGUUAGAACCCCAAUCAUCACCACCUUCUUCUUCUUCUUCUUCGUCGUCGUCGUCAUCAUCAUCAUCAUCAUCAUCAUCAUCAUUUUCAACUUCAACAGGCAUGAAAAAAACUUCAUUGAGCGAUUAUUUGAAGAAAUCUAAAGUCAACAAAAAAGCAAUCGAGUCGGCUAACAAACUGGAUGGAGCACCCAAUGGAGAAGACAAAGCGGACUCUAUUGAACAUGAAGACAAUGCUAGUGAAUCAAAAGCAAUUGAGGAGAGUAUUGAAUCUAAGAUUGAUCGAGGUGGCGUUGUAUCUACUAGUCCAACAAAGGAUACCACACCCGUGGUUGCCAAAGAACACUUGGAUCCAGACGAGCUCAAAAUAGAAGAUCAUGUGCUACAGAAGGCCCAGAAAUCAUCAGAGAUAAUUGUUGAUCGGGAAGACACAAAGGUGACCGGACAAGAGGAGCAAGUUGAUGCGGAGAUGAAAGAUGCAGUUGAAGAAAUUGAAGAUUCGUUGCUGAAGUCUCAGUCAAAUGAUGUUGAAAAUAAGAUUACCGAGAAAGUAACACAGCAGACCCCAGAGCCUUCGACUUCGAUCAAGAUUGAAGAAACCGCCAACACUCAUGCAUUUCAAUCUUGUGAUGAUAAAAAAAAGGAAGCAGCAGACAAGAAUGAGAUCUUGAUGACUCCAAGAACUAAAUUAAGCCGUUCUGAUUCGUAUACAGAAGACAUUUCAACGUUAUCUCCCGUUAAUGAGUCUGAGCUUGAUGCCAAUUUCAGUUUUAAUGAUAUUGGAACUAUGCCGGAAAUUCCCGAGGAAAAUGAAACUGCAAGUAAGGAAACUAAGGAUUUGGAAACAGUAUUGGAUGAGGUCGCACAAUGCGCCUCCAAUAAGAAACUUGAUAAAUUAGAGAACAAAGAUUGCAACCAUCAUGAGGUUGUACACGACGAGGAUGAUUUAUCAGAGGCUGAAACGAUUAUCGGUACACCCCCUCCUCGCUUGAACCAAGGAGUGAACUUGUUAAAGAAGAAACCGCAUGACAGAGAUAGACAUAAUUUGAAGAAGAAAAAAAUGGUAAUUAGCUCAUCAGAUGAUGAGGACAAUGCUGAGGAAGAAGCAAAUACUCCCAAACUGGAUCAUCUUAAAGCAAACGGUAGUGAAGAUACAAGAAAAGCUUCUACCCCUGAGCCCAAAUCCACUACAUUUUCCGAAUCAAAGGACAAAAAGUUUGUCACUGGUAAAGCAAUUAAGAAGCCACCCUAUAAAAUCAAGCGCGAUUCCAGUGGAAGGUCACUUUUACAACGUGCAUGUAAGAAGGGGAACCUUGAAGAUGUUCGAGACUAUUUAAAUCGAGGUGCUAGUGCUAAUGAAAAGGAUUUCUGUGGUUUUACUUGUCUCCACGAAGCAGCAUUGGAGGGACAUAAUGAAAUUGUUCAAAUUCUAAUUGACUAUGGAGCCAAUGUCAAUGCUAAAGCUGAUGAAGCCGGUGAUUGUGAAACUCCAUUAAUUGACGCAGCCGAAAAUAUGCAUCUUGAAACUGUGGAGAUUUUGUUGAAGAAUAAUGCUGAUCCAACCAUUUUCAAUAUCGACGGAUUUACUGCCUUGACCAAGAUUUAUAAUGAACAUGCAGACGAAGAAGGGUACGAAGAUAUCGUUAAGGUUCUUGAAGAUGCCACGAAUAAAUUCACUAGUCGUAAAGCAAUUGUAACUACAUCACAACAAGGGCCUCAUGAAGAAACUGAAUUUGAAAUUAUCGAUGAUCCAAAUGAGUUUUAUUUUGCUGGAUUGAUUAAGCGUAAAGGAAUAUUCAAAUGGGCAGCUGAAAAUCAAAAAGAGGUAGUUGCUAGUCAUUUCGUUGCUGGAAACAGUCUUGAAGACAAGCCUGAUAUUUUAAUUAUUGCCGCUAGAAAUGGGCAUUCCGAAUUGAUUGAUAUCAUUUUGGGAUUAAACCCCACCCCUUACAAUAUCGACACUGAAAGUAAAUGCGGAGUCACUGCACUAUUAGCUAGUGUAGGUCGAGGUCAUUUUGAUGUGGUACAGUCUUUACUUUCUAAAGGCGCUGAUCCAUUCAAAACGAGAAAAAAAGAUGGCUUAACUGCAUUACAAAUUGUUCAGCAUUCACCUCAUUUUGAUCCAAGAGAAGUUGAAAUUAUUCAAGAUGCAAUGGAAAAGAAAAGUGGGACCAAGAUUUUAUCAGCUGUGCCUUCAAGAAUCGUAUCUCAAGUUACUUCGAGAGCUACUUCUAGAGCCUCUUCGGUGCCUGUGUCUGAUGAUGAACUGGAUAAUGAAGAAGAGGAGGGUGGUGAGUUGGGAGAGCGUAAAGAUGAAGCAAUUGUUGAAAAAAAGAUCGAUGGUAGAGUCAAAUCUGAGGAGGUGGAGGAUAAUAUGGAUAUUGAUGAGAUUAGUGAGCGGGCCAAAGAUGAAGAGCUUGUGAAACGAGUGGGUAUUCAUGAUAUGAAGGAAAAAAUUACCAAAAUAAUCAACAACGAUGAGGAGACCAAGAAAAAGAAAUAUGAUUCUGAACCACUUCACCAUGAUCAUCAAAAUAGGGAACAAGCGUCUGAGACGGUUGUCCACGAUAAAGACUCCAAGAAGAGGAAACCCGAAUAUGAACCAAUUCAGCACGAGCAUCUGUUGAAAAAGGCCAAGUCUGAAAGUCUGAUAAAACCAAUUGAAAAGAAGCUUAAUCGUCCAACUGCGACAGCUGCACUCAAAGCCACCCCAAGUGAUUCAACUGUACCCAAAUUACACAAUAACACUUUUGAGAAAUCUUUGUCACCAACAACUGUUGUCCCAUCUCAUGAUAACACCACCACCGACUUUAAAGUGAAAGCCCGUUCCCCAUCCCCUCCCCCAGUACCAUCAUUAUCAGCAGUAGCCAUAGAGGAACAAAAAAUUAGAAGUGCAAAAGAAGCUCGUAUAUGGCAAGAAAAGGUUGAAGCUAAAAAGAAGGCACGUAGAGAAAUGUUUUUGAAAUCGGAGAAGGAAAAAGAGUUGAAAAAGAAAGAGGAAGAAGAAAAGAAGCUUGAAGAAGAACGAGAAUUGGCUGAAAUGAAACGUGAACAAGAUUUGAAAUUGGCUCAAGAAAUGGAGAGGAAAUCAAAGGCAUUGGAUGCUAAAAAAGCAGCUAUUACUCAAAAGAAGUUGUUGGAUUAUUAUCCUGUUGGAUUAAGGAAAUUGAAAUUGAAUUCUAAACCUACUGAUGCUUCCGUUGCCAAGUAUUUGCCAUUUUAUAUCUUUAUUAUCAAUGAUGUUGAAUACGUUUUGGAUCUUCAAAUUUCAUUGCUUACAUUGACUAGAUUUAAUGAGUUUGAGACAGAAUUAACUCCUAGUGAAAACGUACCGGUUAUCACAGUUGAAUCUAGUGAUAAAGUCAAGUUAUGGAAAUUGUUCUAUAAAUUCAUUGGCACAAAUCACAAGUUGACUAAUAUUGCUGAAAUCAUCAAGUUUCGUAAACAAGGAGAACAAUUAUUUGACAAUUUAUUGUUGAAAUUUGUUCCUUACAAUGCUUUAAAACCAAUUUUUGAACAGAAAUUUCCUCAGGUUUACCACAAAGUGAAUGAACUGAAACCAGUGGUUGUAUUAUUAGACUCAUUACGAGGAUUUGAUGAUUUAACUAAUGCAAUGAUUAAUGAAAACGGCAAAGAUCUUGAGGAAGAUGAAGUUGAUGUUGAAGUGAAUGUUAAGCUGUUGCCAAGGUUUAUUCCACCCCAUUUGAGCUAUAGAAAAGAUAUUGUCAAGACUGUUAGAGCUACUUGUAAUCCACUUUGGUGA
This is a messenger RNA of Lodderomyces orthopsilosis Co 90-125, 5076 nucleotides long. RefSeq lists its product as uncharacterized. Lineage: Eukaryota; Fungi; Ascomycota; Pichiomycetes; Serinales; Debaryomycetaceae. Bases 1 to 5076 code for a protein of 1691 amino acids. The record is from RefSeq and is a predicted model, not a curated record. The transcript has a single exon. Gene Ontology annotation, molecular function: protein binding.